Juglans regia (Persian walnut) is the source of this 1005-nucleotide messenger RNA. Its product is annotated as peroxidase A2-like. Bases 1 to 1005 code for a protein of 334 amino acids. The record is from RefSeq and is a predicted model, not a curated record. Gene Ontology annotation, molecular function: heme binding; peroxidase activity. NCBI's taxonomy places the organism in Eukaryota, Viridiplantae, Streptophyta, Magnoliopsida, Fagales, Juglandaceae. The transcript is spliced from 4 exons. Gene Ontology annotation, biological process: hydrogen peroxide catabolic process; response to oxidative stress.
AUGUCUUCUUUUUUAGUUAAAUUGGCAAUAUUUAGUACUCUUGUUGCCAGUAGUUUUUUGUGUUCAUGGUCUAAUGCUGAUCAACGUCGACUGAGUACCACGUUUUAUGAGAGCAGGUGUCCGAAUGUGUCGAGCGUCGUGCGUGGUGUGGUAGAGGAGGCUGCACAAAAAGACGUCCGAAUUGGUGCCAAAAUCAUCCGUCUCCAUUUCCACGAUUGUAUUGUCGAUGGUUGCGAUGGUUCAAUUUUGCUAGACAACGCAGAUGGAAUAGAGAGCGAGAAAGAGGCACUUCCUAAUAACAACUCAGCUGCAGGAUUUGAAGUCGUCGAUGAAGUUAAAGCUGCGUUAGAAAAUGUUUGCCCUGGAGUUGUUUCUUGUGCGGAUAUUUUAGCCCUUGCUUCUCAAAUCUUGGUUUCUUUGGCUGGAGGCCCGACGUGGGAAAUUCCAUUGGGAAGAAGAGAUAGUAGGACUGCCAACCGACAAGGAGCUAAUGAUCUCAUUCCAACUCCUUUCGAUACCCUUAAGAAUCUUACAAGCAAGUUUGAUGGUUUUGGACUCGACACCACUGAUCUUGUUGCUUUAUCUGGUGGACAUACAUUCGGUCGUUCGCAAUGCAUAUUUUUCCGUCACCGCCUUUACAACUUCAACGACACUGGCGUCCCAGACCCUACCGUAGACACGACAUACAUGGAAACGCUUCGCCGGAGAUGUCCUGACGGUGGAGACAACGGUACACUUGCCAAUUUUGAUCCCACUACUCCCGACAUCUUUGACAAUGAAUACUUUAAACUCCUCCAAAACAAGCAAGGGAUCCUCACAAGCGAUCAAGUUCUGUAUUCAACAAGUGGGGCCGACACAAUUGACAUUGUCGACCGUUUUGCAAAUAGUCAGAGCGAUUUCUUUGAAAGAUUUGCUCGGUCAAUGAUAAAACUCGGAAAUAUAAGCCCCCUGACGGGAGACGAUGGAGAAAUCAGGUCGAAUUGUAGAAGGGUCAACUACUACUGA